AACUGGAGUUUGAGUAAAGUUCCUGCAGCUCCUGUCUUGCUUACUUCAGUGCUGCUGAGAGGGCUAAUGGCUGUAGAGAGGGUGAAUGUUGCCAGGGCCAGGGGGCUGCGUUGGCUCUUGGUGCUGCUGUUGCUCUGCCCCAAUGUAUAUACGGAGCCCAUUACUAUAAGCAUCGCUGUCGGUACGGCUGCAGUUCUCACAGGCUACUUGUCCUACCCGCGCUUCUACUGCUACUGGUCCGAGUGCUGUGAGCCCGAGCGGCCGCUCAACCAAUCAGGCCUACAGGCCGAUCUGAGGGGAAAGUUCUUUGGGCAGCACUUGGCUCAAGAGGUGAUAUAUCGAGCUUUGUCUGGUUUCAUGACCAACACGAAUCCUAAAAAGCCGCUGGCCCUGUCUCUGCAUGGAUGGUCUGGAACUGGCAAGAACUUUGUCAGCAAAAUCAUUGCAGACAAUAUAUACGGACUGGGAAUGAACAGUAAAUUUGUCCAUCUUUUUGUCGCCACUCACCAUUUCCCUCAUGACAGCAAUCUUCAACAGUACAAGGAUCAGCUGCACACGUGGAUCCGUGGGAAUGUCACUCUGUGUCCUCGCAAUUUGUUUAUAUUCGAUGAGAUGGACAAGAUGCACCCGGAGCUUAUCAAUGCCAUCAAACCCUUCCUGGAGUAUUAUGACAAUAUAGACGGGGUGUCCUAUCGGAAUUCUAUCUUCAUUUUCCUUAGCAACGGCGGAGGGGAUCUGAUUACCCGCAAAGUGUUAGACUUUUGGACGGAAGGGAAGCAGAGGGAAGAUCUGCAGUUACAGGACUUUGAGAGUGUGAUUUCUCUCGGCAUAUUUAACAACCAAAAAAGUGGAUUUUGGCACAGCAGCCUCAUUGACAAGAACCUCAUCGAUUUCUUUGUUCCCUUUCUGCCUCUGGAGUACAGGCACGUAAAGCAGUGCAUCAUCGCAGAAAUGCAGCACAGAGGCAAGCCAGUAAACAUGGAGCUGGUGGAGAAAGUGGCUAGAGAGAUGACUUACUACCCGAAGGAGCAGAAACUGUUCUCUGACAAAGGAUGUAAAACAGUGUCGGCCAAAUUAGACUUUUAUCUGUGAAUUCCUUCAGGGGACAAUGCCGCGGCUCUGCCAUAAAUGGGACAUUAUGGGGUUUGAGCAGCUCAGAUUGGGGCUGGGAACUUUCUUAAAGGAACAGUAACAUCAAAAAAUUGAAAAGUGUUUAAAGUAAUAAAAAUAUAAUGCAGUUUUGCCUUGCACUGGUAACUACUGUGUUUGCU
Xenopus laevis (African clawed frog) is the source of this 1271-nucleotide messenger RNA. It is a transcript of the gene tor1b.L, whose product is annotated as 1 L homeolog. Gene Ontology annotation, biological process: nuclear membrane organization; protein localization to nucleus. Gene Ontology annotation, cellular component: endoplasmic reticulum; endomembrane system; cytoplasm. NCBI's taxonomy places the organism in Eukaryota, Metazoa, Chordata, Amphibia, Anura, Pipidae. The coding region runs from base 67 to 1092 and encodes 341 amino acids. Gene Ontology annotation, molecular function: ATP binding; ATP hydrolysis activity; kinesin binding. The record is from RefSeq and is a predicted model, not a curated record. The transcript has 5 exons.